Echinostoma caproni is the source of this 1005-nucleotide messenger RNA. The record is from the annotation of a GenBank genome assembly. NCBI's taxonomy places the organism in Eukaryota, Metazoa, Platyhelminthes, Trematoda, Plagiorchiida, Echinostomatidae.
AAAGCUAGGAAGCACUGGACAGCUGUUUCGACCUGUUCAGUCUUUUUUUACGCCCCGGAUAAUGACACAAAAAUCGCCGGCCUCUACGAUUUGCAGCAUACCAUCGGUCGGGGGCACUACGCCGUGGUCAAAUUGGCACGACAUGUCUUUACCGGUGAAAAGGUCGCAGUCAAAGUUAUUGACAAGACCAAAUUAGAUGAUAUUGCUCAAGACCAUCUGUUCCAAGAAGUUGUUUGCAUGAAGCUUGUUCAACAUCCAAAUGUGGUUCGUUUGUACGAGGUGAUCGAUACUCCGAACAAACUGUACCUAAUUUUGGAGCUCGGAGAUGGCGGGGAUCUGUACGACUAUAUCAUGAAACACGGGAGUGGACUGAGUGAACGGUUGGCUAAACGAUACUUUCGUCAGAUUGUCACUGCAAUCGCUUACUGUCAUAAACUACAUGUUGUUCAUCGUGACUUAAAGCCGGAGAAUGUAGUCUUCUUCGAGAAGUUAGGUUUGGUCAAACUAACGGAUUUCGGUUUCAGUAAUCGCUUCACUCCGGGAACGCACUUGGAUACAGCAUGUGGUUCACUGGCUUACUCGGCUCCAGAGAUCCUGCUUGGUGACUCGUACGAUGCACCGAAAGUGGAUAUAUGGUCUUUAGGGGUUAUUCUGUACAUGCUGGUUUGUGGUCGAUUACCGUUUCAGGAGACUAACGACAGCGAAACCCUCACGAAAAUCAUGGAUUGUGAGUAUACCAUCCCCGAUUAUCUGUCCUCUGAGUGUUCCAGCCUGAUUCGACGAUUGCUUAUACGAGACCCAGCAAAACGCGCUCAUUUGGACGAUGUUUUACAGGCCGAUUGGCUUCGGAUUGACGAUAACGAUUUACCAAUCGAGCUAUUCUCUGUUCCUUUGGUCUCUCGUGAGUGUUUGUCGUUUGAAGAUCAUAUGGAAAUUCUCUCCAAAAUCUACCUAUUUCUUGCUGGCCGAACGGAAGCUAAAACGAAACUAUAUCGAGGAGUAUAA